AUGGCUUACCCUUACCUACAGCAGCAAGACUGGCAAAGAGAGGGGAUGAGUGACACUAUCCGAGCGGCAUGGAAGGUUUUCAGCAAAGAAAUCUACAAGACCCGAGAUGAUAACGACCUGGAGAGUCUGACCCCUCAAGCGCAAAAGGAGUGGCUGAAGGUACUCACUGAGAAUGAAUGGGAUCCUGGGGCGUGGAUGAUGACGGAGAAGGACAAAGCUCAGGUGUUCGCCCUCCUUGGUUGGAAUCCGGAUGAGCUGGCCCACGCUGCGCACGAGACUCCAGCUUUUUCAGUGAACCUGCGGGCCAACGACGUCAGGCGCAGCGGAGAAUUUUCAGUAAGGCAAGCCCGGCCAAUUGUGCAACCUCAACCCAAGUAUGCUCAGCCCCCACACUUCCAAUAUAUGCUUUUCCUGCCGGCGGAUGUACAACGUAAUUUCGAAAGGACAGCAAAUGUCGAUAAUGAGGAAGAGGAGUACGAGACGAGUUAUACCGACAUGGAUGGCGACAAAGAGGAGGAAGGCAAUGCCAACGAGGAGGAGGAGGAGGAGGAGGAAGAUGAUGAUGAGGAGGAGAGCAAUGACGCGGAUGAAGUGAGCAGUGGCGAUGUCGAUGAAGAGAAGGGCGACCAGAAUGACAAGCCAAUCGUCAGGAUUCUCAGCGGUCCCGACAUUUUCCCCAUCAUACUCAUUGAGCCGUUUUUGGAGAAAGGGGCUUUCGAUUUUUUGAAAUCAAUAUCCCCCAAACUCACCAAAUUCGCCAGAAAGUCAGCGGAUCGGCGGCUGACGGAUUGUCAUCGCGAGGCAGCACAUGUUAUGCAUAAGCUUACCAAACGUUGGCUUACAGAGCUCCAGAACAAAAGACGUGACAGAGAGCUCAUCCUUUCCAUCAAAGGCUACUGUGAAAAGAGCCGUGACGAAUGGAGGGAGGAGGUAGGGAAGAAGUUGGAAAAGUUGCGACAGAAGCACCAACACAAGUUACAAAGGAGAGGUGAUACCACACCCACCCCGAGGUGGCACAGAUCCGGGGUCAAACGGGAUGGGGAAGGGCCCGAGGACAGUCAACAGCAGCAGUGGGAAAGUACGAAUACUUUGCAUUCUCCUUCGCCGUCUGGAACAAAACAGGAGAGAAAAGGCCACAUCCCUGGGAACAUCUAUGAAAGAUUGGAGAUGGUCGUUCGAGAGCAGAUCGAGCAUGACAAGUCUAGAGCUGAGAGUUUACGUCUGCCACUCCAGACCCUGUGUGACACCAAUACUUCAACACAUUCCAUCUCCCCGCCCGUGCGCGUGCCUGUGGUACAUGGUUGA
Laccaria bicolor S238N-H82 is the source of this 1305-nucleotide messenger RNA. RefSeq lists its product as uncharacterized. The record is from RefSeq and is a predicted model, not a curated record. Lineage: Eukaryota; Fungi; Basidiomycota; Agaricomycetes; Agaricales; Hydnangiaceae. The coding region runs from base 1 to 1305 and encodes 434 amino acids. The transcript is spliced from 3 exons.